Oxyura jamaicensis (ruddy duck) is the source of this 542-nucleotide messenger RNA. RefSeq names its product CD164 molecule like 2 (gene CD164L2). The record is from RefSeq and is a predicted model, not a curated record. The transcript is spliced from 5 exons. The coding region runs from base 23 to 529 and encodes 168 amino acids. NCBI's taxonomy places the organism in Eukaryota, Metazoa, Chordata, Aves, Anseriformes, Anatidae. Gene Ontology annotation, cellular component: cytoplasmic vesicle.
CCGGGCCGUGCCGGGCCGUGCCAUGGCCCCGCCGUGCGCCGGGGCGCUGCGCUGCGCGCUCCUUUGCGCGCUGCUGUGCGCGCAGGGCCGCGCUGCCACCCGCGCAGGAGAGUGCGGCGAGCUGCGAUCCUGCGAGACAUGCACCGCCGGCACCGCCUCGCCCAACGGCUCCGCCUGUGUCUGGGUGGGCUGCGGGGCACCCCAGGAGCCAGAGACCUGGAGCUGCGUGCAGAGAGGGGCGGCAGCACGGGGGACGUGCGUGCUCUACAACACCACCGCCCUGUGCCCAGCAGCGCUGAAAUCCCCCACCAAAGAGCCCCCACAGCCCCCUAGCAAGGAGCCGGUGACGCAUUCGCCACGGACCAGCACCACCAGCGCCCCGCUGACCGGCAGCCCCGAGUUUCACCCCCCCGGCUUCGACACGGCCAGCUUCAUCGGCGGCAUCGUGCUGGUGCUGAGCGUCCAGGCCGUCGUCUUCUUCAUCAUCAAGUUCAUCAAGUCAAAGGACAGCACCUACCAAACGCUGUAAGGCUCCCGAGCAC